Messenger RNA from Saccostrea echinata, 452 nucleotides. RefSeq lists its product as uncharacterized. The coding region runs from base 27 to 422 and encodes 131 amino acids. The transcript has 2 exons. The record is from RefSeq and is a predicted model, not a curated record. NCBI's taxonomy places the organism in Eukaryota, Metazoa, Mollusca, Bivalvia, Ostreida, Ostreidae.
CUGACAACAAAGUCAGAGUGAACAAAAUGGGUUGCUUCAACAGUAAAGUUGCACCUUUUCCUCCUACUUUUCGCACCAAAAAACAGCAAAAGAGACUCAAAGAGAUAUUGAACAAGCAUGGAAUCAAAGCCAAAGUGACAGGAGGUGGCAUUGCUUUUGAUAUUGCGAUAAUUGGCGGAGGAGAGCCAACAUGCCCCACAGCGUCGCCUUUGAGCAAAAAGCUUCAGAGAAAUGAAACUGAGGACGAAGUUGCUUUAAAACGCAAAAGGGAACUUGCAAUGAUAGAAAAGCAAGAAAAAGCCAGAGAACGAAGGGAGGAGAUAGAGAGGAAGAGGAGGGAAAAGAUGAGGAGGCAGACACUACAUCGCCAGACAAAUUAUAAACUUAGUGUUAUGUUUCAUCUGCUGGACAUUUUACAGUGAUUGGAAUAUGAAAUUUAUAUUGUUUCUCUA